This is a messenger RNA of Adineta steineri, 228 nucleotides long. Lineage: Eukaryota; Metazoa; Rotifera; Eurotatoria; Adinetida; Adinetidae. The record is from the annotation of a GenBank genome assembly.
AUGCAUCGGGCCUAUCAGAACGUCUUCAAAAAUACACCAGCUAUGGAUCUUCGAUUAAUUGUAGGCAAUCGUAAUCGUCGUAAUGCAAAAAAUGAACUUAUACGAAAACGUCCAAAACGAUCACUACUACAAUGUAAACAAAUACAAAAUAAAUACAAGAAAAUGUUAGAACGACGAAAACAAAACAAGAAAUCUGUUACUACUAAUGUUCAAACUAAUAAUACAUAA